Molecule: messenger RNA, 2610 nt
Organism: Carlito syrichta (Philippine tarsier)
Lineage: Eukaryota; Metazoa; Chordata; Mammalia; Primates; Tarsiidae
Gene: DYRK2
Product: dual specificity tyrosine phosphorylation regulated kinase 2
Exons: 10
Coding region: 16-2610 (864 amino acids)
Biological process (GO): peptidyl-serine phosphorylation; peptidyl-threonine phosphorylation
Cellular component (GO): nucleus
Molecular function (GO): protein serine/threonine kinase activity; protein serine/threonine/tyrosine kinase activity; ATP binding
Source: RefSeq, a predicted model, not a curated record
GGCAGCAAGCCCACCAUGAGCGACCACCUGCACGUGGGCCACGCGCACGGGCAGGUGCAGGUGCAGCAGCUCUUCGAGGACAGCAGCAACAAGCGGACGGUGCUCACGGCACAGCCCAAUGGGUUGGCGGCCAGCCGGCCAGGCCUGCCGGGUGUGGCAGAGCGGCAGCUGGACGGCACGCACCGGCGGCAGGGCUCCUCCGCCUCGCUCAAGUCCACGGAGGGCCUGGGCAAGGCCAAGGCCGUGCCCAUGACGCCCGAGCAGGCACUGAAGCAGCACAUGCAGAAACUGACAGCCUUCGAGCACCACGAGAUCUUCAGCUACCCCGAGGUGUACUUCGUGGGGCCCAGCGCCAAGAAGCGCCAGGGCACGGUGGGCGGGCCCAACAAUGGCGGCUAUGACGACAGCCAGGGCUCCUACCUGCAGGUGCCGCACGACCACGUGGCCUACCGCUACGAGGUGCUGAAGGUCAUCGGCAAGGGCAGCUUCGGGCAGGUGGUCAAGGCCUACGACCACAAGGCGCACCAGCACGUGGCACUCAAGAUGGUGCGGAACGAGAAGCGCUUCCACCGGCAGGCGGCCGAGGAGGUGCGCAUCCUGGAGCACCUGCGGCGGCAGGACCGGGACAACAGCAUGAACGUCAUCCACAUGCUGGAGAGCUUCACCUUCCGCAGCCACAUCUGCAUGACCUUCGAGCUGCUCAGCCUGAACCUGUAUGAGCUCAUCAAGAAGAACAAGUUCCAGGGCUUCAGCCUGCCGCUGGUGCGCAAGUUCGCCCACUCCAUCCUGCAGUGCCUGGACGCCCUGCACCGCCACCGGAUCAUCCACUGUGACCUCAAGCCCGAGAACAUCCUGCUCAAGCAGCAGGGCCGCAGCGGCAUCAAGGUGAUCGACUUUGGCUCCAGCUGCUAUGAGCACCAGCGCGUCUACACCUACAUCCAGUCGCGCUUCUACCGUGCCCCAGAGGUCAUCCUCGGCGCCCGCUACGGCAUGCCCAUCGACAUGUGGAGCCUGGGCUGCAUCCUGGCCGAGCUGCUCACGGGCUACCCGCUGCUGCCUGGGGAGGACGAGGGUGACCAGCUGGCCUGCAUGAUCGAGCUCCUGGGCAUGCCCUCCCCGAAGCUGCUGGACGCCUCCAAGCGCGCCAAGAACUUCGUGAGCUCCAAGGGCUACCCCCGCUACUGCACCGUCACCACGCUCUCUGACGGCUCCGUGGUCCUCAACGGGGGCCGCUCUCGGCGGGGGAAGCUGCGCGGCCCCCCCGAGAGCCGGGAGUGGGCCAGCGCGCUGAAGGGCUGUGAUGACCCGCUCUUCCUCGACUUCUUGAAACAGUGUCUGGAGUGGGACCCCACGGUGCGCAUGACGCCGGGCCAGGCCCUGCGGCAUCCCUGGCUGCGGCGGCGUCUGCCCAAGCCCCCGACCGGGGAGAAGGCGUCGGGGAAGAGGGUCCCCGAGAGCACCGCUGUCGCUCGCGUUGAGUCUGGUGUCUUCCUGCCUCCACUGUGUGCCCCCCAGACCGUCGACACGGAAGAGAGACGCUUCCGCUGCGAUCAUGACCGCGCUUCCAUAUUCCAGUUCUCGAAAGAACAGCAGCCGGCCCUCGCUCCUCGAGGGGGAUUUCCACCGUCCAAGGGAGAUGUAGCGGUUGAACGCCUGGUCUGUGUGUGGUACUGCCCUCGGGCCGUUAGCCUGGAGAGGGCUGUGCGUCGAUGUCCUCUGCGGCCUCUGCGUGUUCCUCGCCGUGCAGAGCGCCACGUCUUCGUGCCUGCCUUCGAGGCGGUGCAGGCGCACACGGGCGAGCCAACACGAGAGUGUUUGGAGGGACACUACGGUGGGGUGGCCCACGCCAACCAGAUCACCGCAGAGAUGCUGGUGAUGGCUUGUGAUGUAAGUGUUGUGCUCAGCGGUGUCAGACUGCCAGCAGUGGUUGGCCCUGGACUGCUGCAGGGUCAGCAAGGUGUCCGGAAAGGCCUCUACCCUGUGCUCGCCGUCAACAGAGGGUGGCAGCAUGUGGCAAUCCAGUCUGGAACACACCGUCCCCUGGUUUCUCCAUCACACUUGCUUCGAUUUGUGCGCACCGCCCUUGGCGUGUGGUGGGCGGUGGCUCCUGUCGCCCUGGGCCUCGGCGGGGCAGCCCCGCUAGUCCAGUCGGCUCGCUACUCAGCACUGCCACCACGACAGAACGGGCUGGUCUGCAGACAGGCCCGCAAGGAGCCUGGAUGUGGCUGGAGCCGCGAGCCAAGGUCCCGGGGCUCUGGCGCAUUCAUACGGCUCAGCAAACCUCGCCACGGCACAGGCCCUCCGGCCACCUGCGGGUGUAAGGAACACGCCGUGGCAGCAGGGCCACGCAUGGGUCAGCGUGUGGGAGUCACAUUCAGUGGCAGCACGGCCGCGUGUGUCUGUGUGUGGCCAUGGCCUGUGGGGCUUCCUGCCAUGGCAGAAAAGAUUUCCAAGCGCCUGCUGUGUGCAGAGAAGGAUACGCAGGGGUCACUCACCUUUGGGCGGGGACCCGGCAGUGUUGCUCCCGCUGACUCUCAGAGCUUCUCUGAGCCUCGUUUUCUCAUCAACGACCUCUUGGCGAGGCGCCUCACCCGUGAUCAGGGGGACUAA